GAAAUGUAGAUAAUGAUUGCUUUCAUCGAGUAAUACGGUUCAAUGGGUUUAUCGUGUCAAAUAUUAAAGUUUGGUUUGUAUUUGAAUAUACAAAUGGAUGUUUGGUACUUAAUUAACACAUGACAUGAUUUACAAAAAAGAAAAUGAAAUCCCGCAUCUCUCUCUCUCUCUAAUAAUCCAAUUUUGCAGUCACCGUAGUUUCCAAUCCAAAACCCAGUUUACAUCUCUCUCUGAACAAUCACAAGAAUCCAUAAAUUCAAUUGCAUUCCCAUUCUACUCCUACCCUUCUCUCAAAAUUCCAAUUUGGCGGCGACCAUGUAUAUGCUGGUGAACUGCUCCAACUGCCGCACUCCGCUCCAGCUGCCCCCCGGCGCCGAGUCCAUCCGCUGCGCCCUCUGCCAGGCUGUCACCCUAAUCGCCGACCCACGCACCCUCCCACCACCUGCCUCCUCCCACGCGCCUACACCUCCAUCUUCAUACUCACACGCGCCUUCCCAUCACUCACCAUACUCUCAAGCGCCUCCCCCUCCUUCCCCUUACUCCCACGCGCCGCCAGGCCCUCCCCCCAACGCGCACGGCCGGAAGAAGGCUGUGAUCUGUGGGAUCUCGUACAAAUACUCGAGACACGAGCUAAAGGGUUGCAUCAAUGAUGCCAAGUGCAUGCGGUUUCUCCUCAUCAACAAGUUCCACUUUCCAGAAGAUUCCAUUGUCAUGCUCACUGAAGAAGAAACUCACCCAUCCAAGAUUCCAAACAAAUACAACAUUAGAAUGGCAUUACAUUGGCUUGUACAAGGCUGUCAACCUGGUGACUCCCUCCUGUUUCAUUACUCUGGUCAUGGUUCACGACAGAGGAAUUAUAAUGGUGAUGAAGUAGAUGGAUAUGAUGAAACCCUUUGUCCCCUUGACUUCGAAACUCAGGGUAUGAUUGUUGAUGAUGAGAUAAAUGCAGUGAUUGUAAGGCCCAUUCCUCAUGGGGUUAAGCUUCAUGCAAUAAUAGAUGCUUGUCAUAGCGGCACUGUACUAGAUUUGCCAUUCCUUUGUCGAAUGGACAGGAAUGGACGAUAUGUAUGGGAGGAUCAUCGCCCUCGAUCAGGUGUAUGGAAAGGCACAAGUGGAGGAGAAGUCAUUUCGUUCAGUGGUUGUGAUGAUGAUCAGACUUCUGCUGAUACAUCUGCUCUAUCAAAGAUCACGUCAACAGGUGCCAUGACUUUCUGCUUCAUCCAAGCAAUUGAACGUGGACAAGCGGGCACAUAUGGAAGCAUACUCAAUUCUAUGCGUUCUACUCUUCGAAGUACAGGUAGUGGUAGUGGCCUUGGUGGUGGUGUUACAUCUCUCCUUGGUGGUGGUGGUGGUGGUGUUACAUCUCUCCUUGGGAUGCUUCUGACAGGAGGCAGUGACACUGGCGGGUUGAGACAGGAGCCGCAAUUAACUGCCUGCGAGCCAUUCGAUGUGUAUACAAAGCCUUUCUCCCUAUAAUUUUUUCUGUCUAUAUGAUUAACAGAUAUUACUUUUCAGAGAACGUAUUUUAGGCUAUACAUUCUUGAUGAUACAACUCCUUUGAUGAGUAAUAAAUAGAUUCUUCCUAUACUAUUUUAGGCUAUAGAUUUUUUGAA
This is a messenger RNA of Prunus persica (peach), 1613 nucleotides long. RefSeq names its product metacaspase-1. Gene Ontology annotation, biological process: proteolysis. NCBI's taxonomy places the organism in Eukaryota, Viridiplantae, Streptophyta, Magnoliopsida, Rosales, Rosaceae. Bases 316 to 1476 code for a protein of 386 amino acids. Gene Ontology annotation, molecular function: cysteine-type endopeptidase activity. The transcript has 5 exons. The record is from RefSeq and is a predicted model, not a curated record.